Molecule: messenger RNA, 2593 nt
Organism: Zalophus californianus (California sea lion)
Lineage: Eukaryota; Metazoa; Chordata; Mammalia; Carnivora; Otariidae
Product: volume-regulated anion channel subunit LRRC8D-like
Molecular function (GO): protein binding
Source: RefSeq, a predicted model, not a curated record
GCCGCCGCCCGCCGCAGGAAUGUUUACCCUUGCAGAAGUUGCUUCACUUAAUGACAUUCAACCAACUUACCAAAUCCUGAAACCAUGGUGGGACGUGUUUAUGGAUUACCUGGCUGUCGUUAUGUUGAUGGUAGCCAUCUUUGCAGGAACCAUGCAACUUACCAAAGAUCAGGUGGUCUGCUUGCCAGUAUUGCCAUCUCCUGUAAAUUCAAAGGCACACACGCCCCCGGGAUAUGGCGCCAUCACCACCAAUAUCCCCAAGAUGGAAGCAGCCACUGACCAAGACCAAGACGGGCGGGUGGCAAGUGACAUUUCCUUUGGCACAUCUGCUGUGACACCUGACAUACCUCUCAGAGCCACAUAUCCUCACACCGAUUCGACAGUUCCAAAUCAGGAGACAAAGAAAGAGAAGAAAGAUCCAACAGGCCGAAAGACAAACCUGGAUUUUCAGCAAUAUGUAUUUAUUAAUCAGAUGUGUUACCAUCCGGCCCUUCCGUGGUAUUCUAAGUACUUUCCAUACCUUGCUCUCAUACAUACUAUUAUUCUCAUGGUCAGUAACAACUUUUGGUUCAAAUAUCCCAAAACAUGCUCAAAAGUAGAACAUUUUGUUUCAAUAUUAGGAAAGUGCUUUGAAUCUCCUUGGACUACUAAAGCGUUGUCUGAGACAGCGUGUGAAGACUUGGAGGAAAACAAGCAGAGAAUAACAGGUGCCCAGACUCUACCAAAGCAUGUGUCUACCAGCAGUGAUGAAGGGAGCCCUAGUGCCAGUACCCCAAUGAUCAACAAAACAGGCUUCAAAUCCUCAGCCGAGAAGCCUGUGAUUGAAGUCCCCAGCAUGACCAUCCUGGAUAAAAAAGAUGGGGAACAGGCCAAAGCCCUGUUUGAGAAAGUAAGGAAGUUCCAUGCUCACGUGGAAGACAGUGACUUGAUCUACAAGCUCUACGUGGUCCAAACAUUUAUCAAAACAGCCAAAUUCAUUUUCAGCCUCUGCUAUACUGCAAACUUCGUCAACGCCAUCAGCUUUGAACAUGUCUGCAAGCCCAAAGUGGAGCACCUGACUGGUUAUGAGGUAUUCGAGUGCACCCACAACAUGGCUAACAUGCUGAAAAAGCUUCUCAUCAGUUAUAUAUCCAUUAUUUGUGUUUAUGGUUUUAUCUGCUUCUACACUCGCUUCUGGUUGUUCAGGAUACCUUUGAAGGAAUAUUCUUUCGAAAAAGUCAAAGAAGAGAGCAGUUUCAGUGACAUUCCAGAUGUCAAAAACGAUUUUAUGUUCCUCCUGCACAUGGUAGACCAGUACGACCAGCUGUAUUCAAAGCGCUUUGGUGUGUUCCUGUCAGAAGUCAGUGAAAAUAAACUUAGGGAAAUUAGUUUGAACCACGAGUGGACAUUUGAAAAACUUCGGCAGCACGUGUCCCGCAACGCCCAGGACAAGCAGGAGCUCCAUCCGUUCAUGCUGUCCGGUGUGCCUGACGCCAUCUUUGACCUCAGAGACCUGGAUGUGCUAAAACUUGAACUGAUUCCGGAAGCUAAAAUUCCCGCUAAGAUUUCUCAGAUGACUAACCUCCAAGAGCUUCACCUCUGCCACUGCCCUGCAAAAGUGGAACAGACUGCUUUUAGCUUCCUCCGAGAUCACUUGAGAUGCCUUCACGUGAAGUUCACUGACGUUGCUGAAAUCCCUGCCUGGGUGUACCUGCUCAAAAACCUUUGAGAGUUGUACUUGAUAGGCAAUUUGAACUCUGAGAACAAUAGGAUGAUCGGACUCGAAUCUCUCCGAGAGUUGCGCCACCUUAAGAUUCUCCACAUGAAGAGUAAUUUGACCAAAGUUCCCUCCAACAUUACAGAUGUGGCUCCACAUCUUACAAAGUUAGUCAUUCAUAAUGACGGCACUAAACUCUUGGUACUGAACAGCCUUAAGAAAAUGAUGAAUGUUGCCGAGCUCGAACUUCAGAACUGUGAGCUGGAGAGAAUCCCCCAUGCUAUUUUCAGCCUCUCAAAUCUGCAGGAACUGGACUUAAAAUCAAAUAACAUCCACACAAUUGAGGAGAUCAUCAGUUUCCAGCAUUGAAAAUGACUGACGUGCUUAAAAUUAUGGCAUAAUAAAAUCGCUACCAUUCCUCCCUCCAUCACCCAUGUCAGAAACUUGGAGUCACUUUAUUUCUCUAACAACAAGCUCGAAUCCUUACCCGUGGCAGUGUUCAGUUUACAGAAACUCAGAUGCUUAGAGGUAAGCUACAACAUUUCAGUGAUUCCGAUAGAAAUAGGAUUGCUUCAGAACCUACAGUAUUUGCAUAUCACUGGGAACAAAGUGGACAUUCUGCCAAAACAGUUGUUCAAAUGCGUGAAGUUGAGGACUUUGAAUCUGGGGCAAAACUGCAUCACCUUCCUCCCGGAGAAGAUUGGUCAGCUCUCCCAGCUCACUCAGCUGGAGCUGAAGGGGAACUGCUUGGACCGCCUGCCAGCCCAGCUGGGCCAGUGUCGCCUGCUCAAGAAAAGCGGACUUGUCAUGGAAGAUCACCUUUUUGACACCCUGCCACUCGAAGUCAAAGAAGCAUUGAAUCAAGACAUAAAUAUUCCCUUUGCGAGUGGGAUUUAA